AUGAUUUUACAAAUGAUACUUCUUAAUGAUACUGCAAUAAAUUAUGUUGGAAAUUCUAAUUGGAAAAAAGAAAUUGUAGAAACUUUGUCUAAAAUUAACAAUUUUUACACAAAUUCUGAGGAAUGGAUUGAAGGAGAAAAAGAGCAAAUGGAAUCAUUUAAGGCAGAAAUAAAAUUAUUAUUGGAAAUUAGAAUUAAAUAUCCAAUACUUUUUUUACUUUUAUCGGCUUUAAUGAAUAAAUUGCCGGAAGAACGACUAUCAGCUGAAGGAAUUCUUGAUUUUUUGAACUUAAAAUGCAAUAUAAUUAAUUUGCUAUCAUCUAAUGCAACUAGUGGUUUCAUUAGUAUGCUAGAUUUGAAAAAACGAAAUUUAUUUUCCUUCACUGAAGAACAGGGCAAAUUAUUAGAAAAAGGAGAUAAAGAAGAAGAAAAUAUUUCGAAUAAAUAUUAUAAAUUGAGAAUUGCACCUUUAUGUGACAAAAAUUUUUAA
This is a messenger RNA of Meloidogyne enterolobii, 489 nucleotides long. The record is from the annotation of a GenBank genome assembly. Lineage: Eukaryota; Metazoa; Nematoda; Chromadorea; Rhabditida; Meloidogynidae.